This is a messenger RNA of Rhizophagus irregularis DAOM 181602=DAOM 197198, 815 nucleotides long. RefSeq lists its product as uncharacterized. NCBI's taxonomy places the organism in Eukaryota, Fungi, Glomeromycota, Glomeromycetes, Glomerales, Glomeraceae. Gene Ontology annotation, molecular function: protein kinase activity. Gene Ontology annotation, biological process: protein phosphorylation. The record is from RefSeq and is a predicted model, not a curated record.
UAGUCGAAAAUAAUUGGAAACAAAAAUUACAUAUGUUGCAUGAUAUUAUUGCUGGGCUUAAUGAGAUACAUAAUCAAAAUCUUAUUCAUUGUGACUUUCAUGAUGGCAAUAUUUUAUUACAUAAUGAUGAGAAUGGAGAUAAAGUUUAUAUUAGUGAUUUAGGACUAUGUCGACCUGUAAAAUCGUUUUUGAAAAAGCAUAAUAUUUAUGGUGUUAUGACAUUUAUGGCUCCUGAAGUUUUAAAAGGCAACCCGUAUACUCCAGCUAGUGAUAUAUAUAGUUUUUCUAUGAUUAUGUGGGAAUUUACGUCUGGGAUAUCACCAUAUAAUAAUAGAGGACAUGAUAUGGAUUUUUGUUUAAGUAUUUGUAACGGUGAACGUCCUGAAAUUAUUAAAAAUUCUCCACAAUGUUACGUAGAUUUAAUGAAAAAGUGUUGGAAUGAAGUUCCAUUAAACAGACCAUCUUCUGAAGAAGUUUUAGAUAUUAUUGAAAAAUGGAUUUUUCUCCCUUAUGGAAAGAAAAUCGAAGAUAUUAAUGAAGAGUUAAAAUGUAAUGUUUUGGAAUUUAUAAAUGCACCAAUUGGACAUAACAAACUUGCUACUAAAUCUCAUCCUAAAGCAAGUUAUACAAGUCUCUUAUCUAAUUUUACUAAUAAAGAAUUGAAUAAAAUUCCUGAAAGUGAAGAUUCACAAGCGUAUCAUUCAAAUUUGACUAAAUUAUUAGAUGUAAAUAAUAGUGCAAAGUUGAAUGAAAUUCUUGAAUCUGAAAUGAGUAUGAAUAAUUGUAAUUUGAAUGAUUAUUUUUAUAUGGAUUAA